Messenger RNA from Canariomyces notabilis, 2297 nucleotides. Its product is annotated as general substrate transporter. Gene Ontology annotation, cellular component: membrane. The record is from RefSeq and is a predicted model, not a curated record. Gene Ontology annotation, biological process: carbohydrate transport; transmembrane transport. Gene Ontology annotation, molecular function: carbohydrate:proton symporter activity. Lineage: Eukaryota; Fungi; Ascomycota; Sordariomycetes; Sordariales; Chaetomiaceae. Bases 168 to 1838 code for a protein of 556 amino acids. The transcript has 3 exons.
UGUCAGUCAAACCCAGUUCCCAUUCCGGCACUGAUCGUCACAUAACCCCUGGGUGAGCGUGUCGGAGACGGCUGCUUCUUUCCUUAUAUAAGUCGUGAGAAUAUCUGCACUUCCCUCGGUCAAGCUCCACAACUGGAAGAUAGAGGCACAUCAACACUCCCGCGGCCAUGACGCAACUACAGAGGCUCAAGGGCUUCAAUGUGGCCAACCACUUGGAGAAGCGGAAGCUGCUGAUCGCCAUCAACUGCGUGGCCGGCUUGUCCAUCUUCUUCUUUGGCUACGACCAGGGCAUGAUGGGCGGCGUCAACAACGCCAAGGACUAUGUCGACCUCAUGGGGUUUGGGUAUAUCGACCCGGAGACGGACGCGCCCAUCGUCACCGACAGCCUGUUGCAGGGCGGCAUCGUCUCGGUCUACUACCUCGGCACCCUCUUCGGCUGUCUGCUCGGCGGAUGGAUCGGCGACAAGGUCGGCAGGAUCAAAGCCAUUGCCGCCGGCUGUGUAUGGGCCAUCAUCGGCGCGAGUCUGCAGUGCUCCGCCCAGACCGCCAACUGGAUGAUUUGCGCGCGAUUUGUCAACGGCAUUGGCACGGGCAUUCUGAACGCUAUUGUGCCUGUCUGGGCAACCGAGACCUCGGAGCAUACGUCCCGCGGCCAGUUCAUCGCCAUUGAGUUCACCCUCAACAUUUUUGGCGUCGUCGUGGCCUACUGGCUCGAGUUCGGCCUCUCGUUCAUUGACGGCGGCAACUCGCCAUUCCGGUGGAGGUUCCCCAUUGCCUUUCAACUCAUCCCGCUCCUGGUUCUCUUGGCCAUCGUCUGGUUCUUCCCCGAGUCGCCCCGCUGGCUGGCCAAGGUCGACCGCGACGACGAGGCGCUGUUCAUCCUGCAGAAGCUCCGGGGCACCGACCCAGAAGGACUGGCACAGGCGCAGGCCGAGUACCACGACAUCCGCAACGUGGUGGCGCUGGAGCACAAGCAGGCCAAGAUGAAUUCGUAUGUGAACAUGUUCUUCGGCAUCGGCUCGGGCAAACUGCACGUGGGCCGCCGCGUGCAGCUGGUCAUCUGGCUGCAGAUCGUGCAGGAGUGGGUGGGCAUCGCGGGCGUCACCGUCUACGCGCCGACCAUCUUCCGCAUCGCCGGGUUCGGCACCGAAAAGUCACAGUGGAUCAGCGGUCUCAACAAUGUCUUUUACAUGUUCGCCACCCUGAUCUGCGUUUUCACACUUGACCGCAUCGGGCGCCGCUGGACCCUCUACUGGGGCGCCGUCGGCCAGGGCAUCGCCAUGUUCCUCGCGGGUGCCUUCUCGCGCCUUGGUGAGGACGCCCGCGCCAUUGGGGAUGUGUCCAAGGCCAACUCAUACGGCGCUGCGGCUGCCUCAUUUGUCUUCAUCUUCACCUCCGUCUUCGGUGCAACCUGGCUUACCGUGCCGUGGCUGUAUCCGGCCGAGAUCUUUCCGCUGCAAGUGCGCGCCCGUGGAAACGCCUUGGGUGUCUUUGGAUGGUCGAUUGGCAACGGGUGGUUGACUCUGCUGUGUCCCGUCAUGUUCAACGCCAUUGGCGAGAAGACGCUCUACAUCUUUGGUGCGUGCAACGUCUUGGCCAUCCCCAUGGUUUGGGCGCUGUACCCGGAGACGAACCAGCGCACCCUAGAGGAGAUGGACCUGCUCUUUUCUGCGCCGACACCCUGGAACUGGGACGCCGAGGCCGCAUUUGCGCGCAUGAAGGAGGAACAGCCGGAUCUGAUUGAGGCGGCGCAUCGGCGGCAGAAGGUCCUGGAUGUCGAGGGGCUCAAGCCGGGCAGCGACCAUAACGAGACCGGGAAGUCGUCUACGGAUGUAUAGUCACCGGUCGUGACAGCUCCCAGCGCCCCCUUUCCAUGGAUGUACCUGGCCCGAUAUAAUACCCACAUUUGAGUACCUAGACGAUAUAGACGAAUAAUCUUGGAUUAGAGAACACCCAACGCCUCGAGCAACUGACUCCUAACUAACAUACAUUAUCAUGUAGCUCUGAUCAGUUUGUCUCUCCACAACACAGUGCCCUAGGAGUACCCCUUUCCCACCACCGCAUUCAACAAACGGCCCAUUCAGCCCCCCCAUAUUUCCACCAAGACGUCAUACCUAUCUCGCUUGCCCCUUCUCAGCCUUAUCCGUAUCCGUCUGAUUCCAGGUACGGGCACGGACAGUCCGCUUCGCUCUCCCCCUAGGCUUCUUCGCGAAGCAGCUAUAAAUCCAGACUCCCAACCCAACCGCCCCGGUAAUAGACGCACACAGCACCACAAAAAUCUCAUCCCAACUCAGUUU